ACAUCAACACCGUCGUCAUGGGUAGGGUCAUUCGCAACCAACGUAAGGGUCGCGGCUCUAUCUUCACGGCCAACACCCGCCUGAACAAGAACCCCGCCCAGUUCCGCACGCUCGACUUCGCUGAGCGCAAUGGAUACAUCCGGGGUGUCGUAAAGGAGAUUGUCCACGACUCUGGUCGUGGCGCUCCUCUCGCCAGGGUCACCUUCCGCAACCCCUACAAGUUCAAGCACAACACCGAGACCUUCAUCGCCAACGAGGGCAUGUACACUGGCCAGUUCAUCUACGCCGGAAAGAACGCUGCGCUCACCAUCGGCAACGUCCUCCCCCUCGCUUCCGUCCCUGAAGGUACCGUUCUCACCAACGUCGAGGACAAGAACGGUGACCGUGGUGCGCUCGGCCGUACCUCCGGUAACUACGUUACCGUCAUCGGCCACAACCCCGAUGAGGGCAAGACCCGUGUCAAGCUCCCAUCUGGUGCCAAGAAGGUCCUCCCCAGCUCGUGCCGUGGUAUGGUCGGUAUCGUCGCUGGUGGUGGCCGCACAGACAAGCCUCUCAUGAAGGCGUCGCGUGCUAAGCACAAGUUCGCUGCCAAGCGCAACAGCUGGCCCAGGACUCGUGGUGUUGCCAUGAACCCCGUCGACCAUCCUCACGGUGGUGGUAACCACCAGCAUAUCGGUAAAGCCUCGACCAUCUCCCGGUACGCCACCCAGGGUCAAAAGGCCGGUCUCAUUGCCGCGCGGAGGACAGGUCUGCUCCGUGGUACCCAGAAGACAAAGGACUAGAGUGGUGCUUUGUGAUCUGGUGGCGUUGGUCUACGAUAGGAACGACAAAGAUGCGGUCGGUUAUUCUCUCCAUACCUCUACAUGCGGGUGGCCGGGCGUUAUAACGAAAUGGAAACUUCUCGGCAAGCUAGGCUUUCUUCUACUAUGGCUUGCAUGCAUGAUAGGUCCUUUAGGGAAUGUGAUUCCGAAAAAUGUAUCUGAUCUGAACUUCCGACGUUUGCC
This is a messenger RNA of Alternaria alternata, 1004 nucleotides long. RefSeq names its product ribosomal protein L2. Gene Ontology annotation, cellular component: cytosolic large ribosomal subunit; ribosome. Lineage: Eukaryota; Fungi; Ascomycota; Dothideomycetes; Pleosporales; Pleosporaceae. The transcript is spliced from 5 exons. Gene Ontology annotation, biological process: cytoplasmic translation. The record is from RefSeq and is a predicted model, not a curated record. Bases 18 to 782 code for a protein of 254 amino acids. Gene Ontology annotation, molecular function: RNA binding; structural constituent of ribosome.